Molecule: messenger RNA, 1350 nt
Organism: Cladocopium goreaui
Lineage: Eukaryota; Dinophyceae; Suessiales; Symbiodiniaceae
Source: the annotation of a GenBank genome assembly
AUGGCUUUGCUCGAAGCUGCUGCUGGAGAGGGUUUCGCUAAGUUUUCCGCGUUUGCUGACCAACGUGUGGGUCCCGAUGCCGCUGCUGCAACACACGAAGGAAAGAAAGCGCGACUGUUGUCAGAAGGACAUCAAGUGAUACCUAAGUGGGUAGACACUAUCAAGAACAUCCACGAGAUGAACAGCCCUGACUUCAAGCCGGUCUACAAGAGCCGACUUGUCAGCUAUGGGAACUCUGAAAACGUCAACAAGGAAGAGAUCCGUUGCGAUAGCCCAAGGUCGGAGCCAGAGUCCCAUCUGGUGUUGUGCAACUAUGCCGCUACUCGCAAACUUCGGCUUCGAACAGCGGCGGCUCCGAUGACGAGGUUGUUGCUAAUGGCCCCACCUCGCGGAGGAUUGACGAUGUUUGAUGCUGAGAUCCCGGAGGACGCGGUGUUGAUGCGCCGAGUGUCCCAGUGUAUGGAACGAAAGAUGCUGGACGAGGUAAGUCCUGCGACACACUACCUCUUCGGCAAGGCCCAACAUCUUGCCGCUAUGAUGUGCACACAUGUGGAUGACGACCUGCUCUUCGCCUACACGGACAAAGGCAAGGAGGCCGUAGAUGCUAUCCUCAACCGCUUUUCGGUUGGGAAGAUUGAGGAAGGUUCGUUUCGCUACUGUGGUCACCGUUUUUCCCAGGAUGAUGAUCACACAAGUCAUGUCGACGUCCGAGACAACACUCGGAACUUGAAACCAGCCGCAAUUGGAAGAGACCGAAAGAUGAAUGACCCCCUGACCCAGGAGGAAUUGACUUCUGUCCGGGGUGUCGUUGGAGGACUGGCAUGGGUGAGCCGAUAUGGACGGCCAGUUCAAAGCCUGAACGACGCCAAUCGAGUUGUGACUCGCUUUGCAGGGAAGCGACUGCAAAAUCACUUUCUCAAGACUGACUGGAUUGCUUGGAAGAAUCUUGCGGUCGUUACCUUUUCUGAUGCCAGCUUUGCAAACAAAGCUGAGUUCAAGAGCAAACAGGGAUGUAUCCACUACAUCACGUCUCGGAAUGUGAAAUUGGGUGAGCACAAAUUUCACCUGAUUGGAUUUGGAUCGUCGACGCUGAAAAGAGUUUGCCGAGCUACGCUGCAGGCUGAGGUUUACGUUGCGCGCAAGGUGCAAGACAAGCGCUUGGGAAUUGAACUUUCCUCUGAAGAACUUGUGAGAAGUAUCACCCAAUAUCACCCAGCAGGAGAUGAGAUCGAAUUCGAAUUGAUUAAUACCGGCAGACAGUUGGCAGACUGUUUGACCAAGAGCAUGAAGCCUGACUUUUUGGUCAGAGUGCUCGCUGAGGGAUACAUCAACGUGAAGAAGCUGAACUGA